Messenger RNA from Torulaspora delbrueckii, 1983 nucleotides. RefSeq names its product alpha-mannosyltransferase. The record is from RefSeq and is a predicted model, not a curated record. Gene Ontology annotation, biological process: mannan biosynthetic process. Gene Ontology annotation, cellular component: Golgi apparatus. NCBI's taxonomy places the organism in Eukaryota, Fungi, Ascomycota, Saccharomycetes, Saccharomycetales, Saccharomycetaceae. Gene Ontology annotation, molecular function: alpha-1,2-mannosyltransferase activity. The transcript has a single exon. The coding region runs from base 1 to 1983 and encodes 660 amino acids.
AUGUUCAGUGUGAAGACCCAGAUGAGGCGUGCCAUCCAUCUCGUUCGUAGGAAGAACGGGAAAGUUGCGCGAAUUACAAUUGGAGUACUGGUUAUUCUUCUGCUGACAAUUAUGAUUUUACACAAGAGCUCAGAUUAUUACGACCUAACGUUGAACCCCUCGAAUUUGACUUCCAGUACAUCAUAUGCUGGGGAUUCUACACCGCAUUCUGAGCCGGCUUAUCCAGAUCACAAACCAUUUGAUGCUAGAACGUUACGUGAAGCUUUGGGAUCCGUAAUGAAUCAGAUCCGGGAGUUGUCCCCUCAAGGCGAAUUGGAUAGGAGCAAGGGUGACGAUUGUAGUCUUGGGGACCUCAAUGUCGGAGUACCCCAGAAUGACGAGAAGGUGAGCAAAAGCGAACUUCUCAAGUGUAUCCAAAUUACGCCUGAUGCUGAAGAUGAGCUGAAGAACCUGCACAAAUCUUUUUUGAGUGUCCUGGAAAAGAAAAUCAUGCCCAAGUACCCUAUUAGUAUGUAUCGUGGGGAUGGCAUUGUCUUCGUCGGUGGUGGGAGGUUCACUAUGUUCGUAAUGCCUGCAAUUCAAGCUAUCAGAGCAAAUGCUGGAAGGGAUAUUCCAAUCGAAAUAAUGAUACCACCAGGAAAUAAUCACGAAUCAGGCUUUUGCGAGAAUAUCUUACCUUUAGUCGAUCCUUCUGGAUUGACACGAUGUGUAUUCAUGGAGACUUUAUUUGAUUCCAAGACAAUGAAAAAUGUGAAGGGUUAUCAAUUGAAGGCAUUGGCACUCUUGGCUUCCAGCUUCAGAAAAACUCUACUUUUAGACGCUGAUAAUUACGUUGUUAAUUCCAUUGACAGUUUCUUUGAUUCCGAGAUUAUCGAAGAUUACGGGAUGGCAUUGUGGCCAGACUAUUGGAAAAGGUUACAUCAUCCCGCAGUGUAUGAUAUAGUUGGCAGUCAUGUGGAUUCUAGUAGAAGAGCUAGAUUCAUAAUGGAUACCGUAUCACCUUCUCAACUAUAUCAGUCAGAUGAUAUUUCAAAAGUUCCUUUCCAUGAUCUUGACGGAACAAUACCCGACGGUGGUACCGAAUCUGGUCAGCUGUUGGUCGACAAAUACAAGCAUUUGGACACCAUCAUAUUGAGCUUAUAUUACAAUUACAAUGGACCGUCUUACUACUAUCCGCUGUUGGGUCAAGGAUUGGCAGGAGAGGGCGACAAAGAUACAUUUGCCCUCGCAGCGAGAGCUUUAUCAGCUCAUGGCCUUCAAAGGUACUUUUAUCAACUCAGGGCGCCUGUUGGUGCUUUGGGAUACUGGGCUCAUCCAAAGGAUAACGUCCCGAUUCUUGACGACGAACAUGUACCUGAAGACCAGCGGAGUUUUCGUGGCGUUGCGAUGCUACAACAUGAUUUGGACUUAGAUUUCAAAGCAUACAAGAAAGCGUACACAGAGAUCAAGUCUAAAUUAGUGCAAGAUUUGAAGACAUUCCGAAAGAAAGCUACUCUCUCUGACGCUUCGGCUGACUUGGCAAAUGUGGAUGAACUCUUCUGGAAAGAACGAAGAAAGGAUGGAUACGAUGUGAAUGAGUUUUUGUCGUAUUUCAGUGACGUACCGGUGACCUUUAUUCAUUCUCAUUUCCCUAAAUACAAUCCAUGGGAGUUUGCUCAAGAUCAGGAAUUCAUUUUUGAUGGUAAAAAGGUGAUGUCCGAUCACAAGGACGACCCCAACUUCAAACCAACCCAUCAUGGACAUUUCCGGAUGUACGAUCAUACAUUCCAAAAGCUAAGUAACUACGAUCUUGAACUUGCCAACUGGCUGAGCUUCAAGGAACACAUCUGUCGCGAGGAUGGCCAUACAAAUUUUAGCUAUCUGGCAGAGGAGAUAGAGAAGACCGAACAUGGCUUGCAAAGGUACGAAGAAAUGUGCAAAUACAUUGAUGAAAGAGUGAAAAUGCUAAAAAGUACGACUUGGGAAGGCUCCAGGGUCAAUUAA